AUGGCCACGCUCGCCACGGCAGUCCAUACCCCCGCAACUAUGCCACCCCCUUCCGUGUCCUCGCGACAUCACGCUCCUCGUUCAGCCAGCCUGACGCCAGCCUCAGCACGGGACAUGCCAGCUGAUCCCGCCGUGGGGACAAUGCCGCCCGGGUUCGAUGCCGCCGUGGGACAGCUGGAAACGUUUGUCCUUCCAGAGGCCGUCACUGGCUCCGUCGCCGAUGUGGCUAUGGGGCGGUCCCUCGUCGCUGCUUGGCAGCGCGAUGGCAUUCUUCAAGUCUGCAUGAGCCCUCUGCAAAGACGACUGUAUGAAGCUGCCGACGCCCAGAGCAGGCGCUUCUUCGCGAGACCGCAGGCUGAGAAGCAGGCGUGCGUCGACUCACAGAGUUACUCCGGUUAUGUUGCCUCAGGGGAAGAAAUCACCGACGGCAUUGCCGACUACUCGGAGAUCUUUACCGUCACCAAGGAUCUCCCCUCAUCUGACCCGAGGGUCCAGAGCCGCUGGCCAUGCCACGGCCCAUGCCCCUGGCCAGACCAGAAGAUGAAGCAAGUCAUCAGCCGCUACAUCGCCGACCUGGGCACGGCUGGACAGAAGUUGCUGGCGUUGAUCGAGCUCGGACUAGACGUUCCUACCGGGUCGUUGACGCAGUACACCAACGAUGGCUGGCAUCAUAUGCCCAGGUUUCCGGCCCGACACAAGACCAAUGGGAAGGGCAAAGCCGGCCGUGGCAUCGGGUCUCACACAGACUAUGGGCUGUUGGUGAUGGCAGCUCAAGAUGACGUCGGAGGUGAGUCUCGCGUCGGCGAUAGCUUUGCCAACUGGCAGCAGAGUGCUGCCGGCGUAAAGGAGGACGACUCAUCGGCCGUCACUGACUGUUCAGGCGAUAUGCUCCAGUACAUGACCAACAACGCGCUGCUGUCGACUCCGCACAAGGUCGGGCUCAACACGCGGGAGCGGUUCGCGUUUGCCUACUUUCACGAGCCCAACUUUCGCUCGGUAGUCAAGCCGCUGCCUGGGUACAACGCCGGCCAGGCACCGACUGAGGGCAUCCAUUACGGUACCCACUUCACCAACAUGUGCCUGCGCAACUAUCCAGACCGCGUGACGACGAAGCGGCUGGCGGCGGAGGACAGGUACCAGAUGCUGAGCACCUCCCAGCUCCGUUGA
Molecule: messenger RNA, 1167 nt
Organism: Purpureocillium lilacinum
Lineage: Eukaryota; Fungi; Ascomycota; Sordariomycetes; Hypocreales; Ophiocordycipitaceae
Source: RefSeq, a predicted model, not a curated record